This is a messenger RNA of Schistosoma intercalatum, 1430 nucleotides long. Lineage: Eukaryota; Metazoa; Platyhelminthes; Trematoda; Strigeidida; Schistosomatidae. The record is from the annotation of a GenBank genome assembly.
GCUCCUGAGAGUGCACUUUCCAACUGUUACUCCACGAUCACAUCUGCCGUUAACAAGUAACUAUUUAAGGCUGUCAGCUUUAGAAGGUAUAUAGCAACAGCCAAAUUUUCUCAAUAAUGCGAAUCCUAUCAUAAAACCUAGGCAGUGAUUUCAAAGAACGGAAAAUUUAUUCUCUGACUAACCAAAUGUUGUUUUCUCACUUUAUUAUCGUGCUUUUGAUAACUAGAUGAUCCACUUUGAAAGGAACUUCAUUUCUAGACUUCGACAUUACGAAUUUUUGUCCCAAUAUUGUUUUUCUACACUAUCUGGAUAUAAUUAAGUGAGUCGUAAAAUCAACCAAAGGAAAUGUCUUUUAAGAUUCCGCGAAUCGGUAUCCAACGCAAGUUAUUCGAUUCUAAUUUAGAUGGCAUUCAAAACAAUCAGAGUUCACAAGAUAUAAGUUUUAGUGUUCAAAAUAAUAGCAACAUCCAUCAAUGUAAAGAUGAAUUGGAAGACCAGUCGAGUCAAAGUCAUUCAGAAUAUAACUCAUCAUUCUGGACUUCGCUUCGUAAUAUCUGGAAACACUCUGAUCGUGAAGACACAAGCUUGAUUAUAGACAAAGACGAUGAACAUAAUGAUGAAUUAAAAUUAAGCAAUUUACUAAGCGACAUAAGCGAGACAACGGAUUACUUAAUGAACAAGAUAAGUAUGUCAGAAAAAAUAAUUGCAUUUGCGAACCUAAACGGCAACUCACUUAAAACUACUUCAGAAUCAGUAAAAAAUCUAUCUUGUGGAAAGAACAUUAUUAUCGCUAAACAAAAUUAUUUAAAUGCGUUUUCGGAAAAAGUGAAAGAGUUUCCUCUUUCCAUGACUGAACGUUUAGAUAGGUAUGAACCAUUUAAAAGACAAGCCUUCAGGAUCUUUUCGAAAGUUGAAAAUUCUAUGGCUGAUGAAUCAAGCAACUUUGAUCGUUUACCUGCGUCAUCUCGCAACGAUUUAGAACACGCUGUUGUGACUCUAAGGAAUAAACUCAAGUCUUUACAAGAAAGCAGCAAUCGAGACGAAUUCAUGUUGUGUGGAAAUAUACUGCGCAGUAAUGGAGUCCCAACACAAAAUAAGAAACAGCCAGCACAUGGACUUAAUAAGUACAUGUUGUCUAGUACAGGAUCAGAACUCUCUAUUCACAUGAAGUUUCGAACACCUCUUUCGAUUGCUGCGAGAAAACCUAAUAUCCGGUCUGUACCAAGGUUAAUAAAUAAUUCACGAGAACAAAAAAUAUAUAAUGAAGAUUACGCAGAUCAUAGAACACGGAAGACAAGCAAGUUUCAAUUGAAAGAUGAAUCCAAAUACUACCAAAAUACGGAUUAUAUACAUUCACCUGAAAUGACAUCUGACAGCAGUGACUGUAUAUCUUUAUCUAGUAUAUCUGAUAUAUAAAUUACUGAACCCAG